UAAAAUCUAGCCUGCAUCUGAUAUGUCUCGGAGUCUCGGUGUCUCGGGCUCGGGUAGGAUGACGCAUACGCGCGUCGACUGACAGAUUAAUCAACAAUCGUGGUACUGGGCUGUUGCGGGAUGCAUUGGGAGUAGUCCGUCGGCGUUGUUCUUCGAUCACAGUGCCGCCGAUCUCGAUAAUCGUGCGAUGUGAAAGAAAAAGAACGAAAACGCCACGUGCAUCAGAUUAUCUGAAUUUGACAUAUGUAACGUAUAAACUCUUCCGAUAUUGGACGACAACAAAGCAACAGACCAUAACAACGAAGCAUGGAGGGAGUCGUAGCGGAAAACUCCGCUAGUACUGAAAUGAACAGGUCCGAAGACGAGAUAGCCCUACAAGGAUGUUGCAGUCCCAAGAGAAUGCCCUACCGAUUUUUGGGCCUGGCGCUCAUGUGUCUACUCGGAUUCGGAUCGUACUUUUGUUUUGAUAAUCCUGGAGCAUUACAGGAUAAUUUUAAAACUGACUUACACAUGUCAACUAGCACAUUUGUUUUGCUAUAUUCCAUAUAUUCCUGGCCGAAUGUCAUUUUGUGCUUUAUUGGUGGAUUUUUAUUGGACAGUGUCUUUGGAAUUCGGUUAGGUACUAUGAUAUAUAUGGGACUCACGUUGAUUGGCCAAAUCAUUUUUGCAAGCGGUGCCUUUUUUGAUGCUUUUUGGCUAAUGAUGCUCGGCCGAUUUGUCUUUGGAAUCGGUGCAGAAUCAUUGGCAGUUGCCCAGAACAGUUACGCAGUCCUUUGGUUCAAAGGUAAAGAAUUAAACAUGGUGUUUGGACUGCAAUUGAGCUUUGCGCGAGUAGGAUCGACCGUAAACUUUUUAGUAAUGGAGCCAAUAUACAAUUAUGUAUCUAAAUAUUAUAAGGGCCCAGAGUGCAUCGGCGUAGUUCUCUUUCUCGCUGCUGGAACUUGCGUAAUGUCGAUGAUAUGCGCGUGUAUAUUAGGCUUCAUGGACAAACGCGCUGAAAGAUUGCUCCGACGAGGAGAGGGACAAGAACCGCAAGUUGUUAGUCUGAAGGACGUCAAGGAUUUUAAGCCGAUCUUUUGGUUGAUUGCGCUCAUUUGCAUUGCUUACUAUGUUGCAAUAUUCCCCUUUAUCGCUUUGGGAAAAGUAUUUUUCGAACGGAAAUAUGAAUAUGAUCCAUCUGCUGCAAACACGGUGAAUUCUCUCGUUUAUUCUAUAUCGGCGAUAUGGUCACCUGUGUUAGGUUACUUAGUAGAUAGGACAGGGAAAAAUGUAUCAUGGGUGUUUAUUAGUAUCUGUGUGACUAUCCUUGCACAUGGAUUGCUCGCAUUUACCUAUUUGAGUCCCUAUGUGUGUAUGGUUCUCAUGGGAUUAGCAUAUUCCAUGCUCGCUAGCAGUUUAUGGCCUUUAAUUGCUCUUGUCACACCAGAGCAUCAACUUGGUACUGCUUAUGGAAUAGCACAGUCUGUACAAAAUUUAGGUCUUGCUGUAGUAUCAAUCGUAGCUGGCAUAAUUGUUGACAAAGGAGGAUAUUUAAUGCUCGAGAUGUUCUUCCUCGGUUGGCUUUGGGUUUCGUUGAUAACCGCUGGUGCAAUCUGGGUAUCGGACAUAGCAACAAGCAGUGGUUAUCUCAAUAUGACACCAGGACAAAGAGAACGAUAUGAGACACUUCGAUGUACGCCGGAGAGUUUAGAACGAGAAAAAUUAUUGUCGUCGGAGUGUACAUCGGAUUUCUCAGCGGAUAGUCUUAUGCAACCACAAUCUGAUAUCAGUAUACGAAACCGUUAUUUGUCUCGCAUUGGUGCAAUGGUAAAUCUAUUUUAA
Messenger RNA from Formica exsecta, 1821 nucleotides. RefSeq names its product major facilitator superfamily domain-containing protein 1. Gene Ontology annotation, biological process: transmembrane transport. The coding region runs from base 307 to 1821 and encodes 504 amino acids. The transcript is spliced from 6 exons. Gene Ontology annotation, cellular component: lysosome. Lineage: Eukaryota; Metazoa; Arthropoda; Insecta; Hymenoptera; Formicidae. The record is from RefSeq and is a predicted model, not a curated record. Gene Ontology annotation, molecular function: transmembrane transporter activity.